CUUAACAAGAAAUUCAGCCUCACAGAUUUCUCCCCGUGAGCAUGACGAAUGGAAAAGUCAACAGCCCCUUAUAACACAAGUUCCUUGUCUUUAUGACUGUCCUGUACAUAUAUGCCUUAUCAUUCAGUUAUCGUCUUUCCCCUUUCUUAUUGGCUUGCGUUCGUUUGGCUUUCAAAACAGUUCAGAACUUCAACUUGUUAAGUGCCAGUGACUUGCACUGUGAGAGGAGUGCUCACUGUUCAAGGUCCAGGCAGAUAACGAGAGGUGAGUGGCUGACGCAGAGCAGUGUUAUGUUACAAGAGGCUCAUAUCAGAUUACCAUCGAGAGCAGGUUGGGUGAAACGCUAGCACUAUCCCGAUCGCCGUCGAUCAAACGACAACAACAACUGGAACAUAAAAACUGGACAACUCUGAAACAAGUAUUUAAAGUUACUCCUUUUACGGAAAGCGUUUCAUGUUUUUUUGUUGAGAGAAAAGCGUUGCCAUGGAUCUAAAGGUAGGGCAAUGUGUGCUCUUCCUGGUGUUGUCGUGCGGACUUGUUCAGGCUUCCUCGGCGUUCGUGUUUUGGUCUGCCUUGUUGGAAAUAAGCUACCUGGACAUCCAAACCAAUUUGACCAUAAAGCGUUACUGUGAGUGUGGUGUGUAUGGCCGCAACUCCCCCCUGGAGGGGGCUUCCGGACGUCUGAUGAUGCCUAUUCAAGACCCAACGGGCUGCGGUGGGCUCCCUAUCUACAGCCGCAACAACAGCAUACCCCCCUGGAUAGCCCUCGUCAAGAGGGGCAACUGCACCUUCAGCGAAAAGAUAAAUGGGGCCCAGGCAGAAGGGGCUGCUGCCAUUGUGGUGUACAACGUGGAGGGGACCAGGAACGAAACCAUGCACAUGUCCCACCCAGAUGCCCCUGGGAUGGUGGCCAUCAUGAUCGGAAAUGGGAUAGGGCUGGAGAUCACCAAACUGGUCAAUAUGGGAAUCCCUAUAGAAAUGGUUAUUGACUUGGGUAAUCCUCACGGCCCCUGGGUGGACACCUACUGGCUCUACUUCCUGUCCGUCGCCUUCUUUAUCGUGACAGCGGCGUCCAUUGGCUAUUUUGUGUUUAUUUCUGCCCAUCGGCUCGUCAACCUGCGGAUGCAGAGGCGCUCCGAUGACAGGCUUAAGAAGGACGCCAAGAAGGCCAUCAAGCAGCUGGUGGUGCGCACGGUCAAGAGGGGCGACCCGGAGACGGGGUUGGACGCUCAGACGUGCGCUGUGUGCAUCGAAUCCUACAAGGCGGGGGACGUGAUCACUGUUCUGACGUGCGGUCACAUCUUCCACAAGGCGUGCAUCGAACCCUGGCUCCUGGAGAAAAGGACCUGCCCCAUGUGCAAGUGCGACAUCCUCAAGGCUCUUGGGGUCGAAAAUGAGGACGAAAAGAACGAGGUCAGCAACACCUACUCGUAUCCGCCACCAGAUGUCACUGUGAUCACGGUGUCCGGAGGGGAGCCCCUGUAUGAGGUGCCACUGACCGGCCCACAAACCCCCGAGCCACAGGAACAUCAGCACCGCUACGUCAACGACGCAUUUGAGGAAGACGCACAGGAUAGGCGUGGAUGAGGUUGAGCAUGGCCACUUCUGUACUUAAAUGCAGGGUCACGUUUCUCUUGAAAGUGGACUAACUCAAUUUCUCUUGGAUUGAUUGGACAUGCCUGGUUCAUUAAAAUCAAUUUGAUUUUGUCUACAAACCCCUCAGGAAUCGAUCAACUAAUGCAAACACAAGAUUUUCCAUGUGUUCAAGGAUUGUAUUGCUAAUGAUUUAUGCUAGGCCUCCUGCUGCACUUUUUUAAAACAGUGCAACGUUUCAGUGGCAGCAGAUAUUGGAUACAAAUGUUGACAAAUUAUCACACAGAUUUCCAGGACGAACCCCCAUUACACAAAUAAUCCAAAUGUUACGAUGACAAUGUAUUUCAUGAGCAUUCAUAGCAUUCACUGAGCACUUCUCACUCUUAGUAAGGCAUGGAAGCGUUUGACUGUUUACAAAGUCAGCCAAACAACCAGUAAACAAUGCUCUAUAGCAAAGAGGCCUGUUCUCCCUGACAGCAGAACUCAUGCAAUAACCCUUUCAAAUUUGGUCUGAAUCUGUUUGUAUUUGGAUAAUAAUAAUCACAUUAAAGAAGAAUUAUUAUGGUUGAAGGUAUCAUGUUUCCCUGUAAGAUGUAUGAGCACAACUAUCAAGUCCAUGUGCAUGUUUUAUUUUGGAGUAUGACUUUCAGAUCUGGGUACAAUUUGAAUGUGUUGAGGUGAAUGUUUUUUGUUUUUGUUUGAAAUAAAAGGGUUGUUGUAAAUUGUUAUAUUCAACCAGCUGAUAAUGAAAGUGGGAAAGAUAAUAUAUCAACAUCAAGGGACUGUUGUUGAAGGAUAUCAAUUAGCUCUGAUUUGUGUUAUUGUCAAUCAAAGCAAUAUUGUCUUAUUAUGAAAAUAAGUCUUUAUGUAAAUGUAUGAAGGAUUCUUUUGCCUUUAAUUAACAACAUGGAGGAAUUAUUAGGUCUUCCAGUCGGACGAAAGGAGGGUUGUGAGAACUCCUUCUGAACUUAACAACUGAAUAACAAGCUAAACAAUUAAUGGUUUUCCUAAAAUUAAAUGAUGUAAACGCUUGGUAAAAGAUAAAUCUAAGGAAUCAUUUGAUUUCCCUGUUUGCUAUUACCUCUGAUUAUGUUGGACAACAUAUUUUUCUAUGUUGUUGUUUUCCUCUGUAUUUGCAGUUUGCAGAGUGUAUGUAAAAAAUAUGUGUGAUGUCUGUCUAAGAAAUCACAUUGAUGCUUGUUAGAUCACAAUAAAUCCCUCAAAAUGAGGACAAACCAAAUGA
Molecule: messenger RNA, 2836 nt
Organism: Gadus morhua (Atlantic cod)
Lineage: Eukaryota; Metazoa; Chordata; Actinopteri; Gadiformes; Gadidae
Product: E3 ubiquitin-protein ligase RNF128
Exons: 1
Coding region: 484-1587 (367 amino acids)
Biological process (GO): ubiquitin-dependent protein catabolic process; positive regulation of DNA-templated transcription; protein ubiquitination
Cellular component (GO): nucleus
Molecular function (GO): ubiquitin protein ligase activity
Source: RefSeq, a predicted model, not a curated record